Molecule: messenger RNA, 315 nt
Organism: Diaporthe amygdali
Lineage: Eukaryota; Fungi; Ascomycota; Sordariomycetes; Diaporthales; Diaporthaceae
Exons: 2
Coding region: 1-315 (104 amino acids)
Source: RefSeq, a predicted model, not a curated record
AUGCCUGGGUCACACUUGUUCCCUGCAAAUUUAUUGAGCAUCCAUCCAUGGAUAUGGGCAUAUCUGGGCAGUAAGAACGCCGCGAUUUCCAUGCUCACUCAGACCCAGAGCAGUGGAGCUCGCUGCAAGAUUCAUAUCAUAGAAAGCUUUGUGCCGCUAUCACAAAGACUCGGCGACAUAAAGGGGCUCAAUUGGCGCCUCGCCGACGUGUCUAGUGCGCAUCGGGGCACAAGAAUCGCGUCGACCUUGUCGUCAACGACGAAUGGCGCAGGAUCUCUGAACAAAGGAUCCCAGGAAAUCAAGGACCCUGGCUGA